Sapajus apella (tufted capuchin) is the source of this 4963-nucleotide messenger RNA. RefSeq names its product tubulin tyrosine ligase like 3 (gene TTLL3). Gene Ontology annotation, biological process: protein modification process; cilium movement; cilium assembly. Lineage: Eukaryota; Metazoa; Chordata; Mammalia; Primates; Cebidae. Gene Ontology annotation, cellular component: cilium. The transcript has 14 exons. Bases 1449 to 4751 code for a protein of 1100 amino acids. The record is from RefSeq and is a predicted model, not a curated record.
ACCACCCUGCCCAGCUAAUUUUUUUUUUUAAGGUCUGUCUUAUUUCCUGGCCUGCCUUGGGUGAUCCUCCUGCCUCAGCCUCCAAAGUGCUAUCAUCCCCUUUAUGACAUUACCUUUGUGACCUACCCCUCCACCUUUCUGAAUUAGGUGUUCCCCUCCAGGGCAUAUGGCCAUGUAUGUUCUAGCUUUGCAGUGAAUGUUAAAGGUGCUCACAGUGAAACUGGGUGACUAAUAGGGUCACUUAACUCUCACAGGAAAGCAUUGCCUGCAUGAGCCAGCCAAAACCCUCAUUUGUCACGUAUCUAUCUCCCAGGGUCCAAAUUCCCUAAAUUGCCUCUCCUGGGGAGUAUACUUUUCAGGAAGUCUAGCCAUCAGCUAAAGGGGGGUUAGGGUCAGCUGGACAGAGAGUUGGGGGAUCCACCUUCACUCUAAGAGCACAUCUACCCAGUGACUAACAAAGCUUGGCUCUUGGACCAGGGUAGCCUAUCCAACUCUGCCUGCAUGAGCACUGCUAGAGUUUGCCUCUUAAACUGUGAGGUCCUUCUGUGACUUAACAGGCAACCUUCUGAGUGAUUAUAUAGAGGGAUGCCUAAGAGACAGGCUUUGGAGUCAGACCUGGGUUCCAAUGUCACCUCUGCUCUGGUGUUUGAGGCAAAUUGUUUAACCUCUUGGAGCCUUAAACUUUUGAGGAUAAUUCUUUACCAGUGCUUCCAAAGAGGUUGCUUACUCAGCCUGGGGCGGGGCAUGACUGAUCUAUUACAUUUCUUUCACAAUUGACACAGAUGAUGUUUUUCCAUUUUCAAGUUCCUGGGGAGGGUAUGCUCUGCACUUUCUCAUUACCCCCAUAUGCUGCCCUCUAAGGACACUACCCUAGGUCCAUCUGCCAGGCCCUGCAGGUCUGAUCUGGCCUCACCAGGCUCCAGCCACACUGGCUGCCUUGUUUGCACAGAGGCUCUUACCCUCCUCAGGGCUGUUGCUGGGACUGUCCCCUGCCUGAAGUGCUGUUCCUCCCCUUUCCCUGGUGACUCGUGACUCCUCGCAUUUACACCUUCAACUUAAAUAUAUCACCUCUUUAGAGAGGACAUCCUCUACCCCCACCUUCCUGGUUUCACCUCUGCUUGUUGACUGCCCUUGUUAUACCUGUAACUAUUAUCUUGUUACUUGCUUUUUAUUCCCCUCGCACUGGGAUGUAAGCUCCAUGAGGUCAGGGACCAUUCAUCAGCGCCUAUAAAUACUGUGGCACCUAAGGGCGGUGGCACCCAGGAAGUAUUGGAUAAGGAACCGUGACACUAACUUUAAGUGGGACUCAGUGCUCUCUUCCGCUUUGAGUGCCCAGCUCAUCAACGGUCUGGGUGAGGCUCCAGGUCUUAAAGAAGCCCUCGCUUGACUGCUUCAGGGCCCACCGCAGCCCCCAAACCAGCCCAGAGUGGUCUGAUGGUGCCCAGGGAAUGGUUUCCAAGGUAACAGCAAACGGGGAGGGGCUUGGAACGGAGGACAGGGCUCGAGCCUGGGCGGGCCCUCCUGGGAGAAGAAGCGGCGACGCGGAGGGGAGGCGGGAACAGGGGUGCUGGGAGGGCGCGCGCGGCGAGGGGCACAUGCAGGGCCCCGGCGCGCCACUGCUCCUUAGUGCGGGGGAACUGGGGCCUGGGCGCCGGGGCUUGGCCUCCUGGUACUGCCAGGAGGGCGGCUCAGUGUGCCACUGGCUGCGGAAGCCGCAGCCUCCCGACCCACGCAUCAGUUUACCCUCCGCAUGCCGCUCCGAUUUCCGUCUGCCAGGGAGGCCACCUUGGCCCGGCCCCGCGUCCGCCCAGCCCGAGGAGGGCCGUGCAGGCAGAAGCGAGGCAGGCAGCCCCGCCCCUGCGCGUCGCCUUGGCCGGGCCUUCAGGACGCCGGUCCUCGGCACCCAAGCCCAGGGCGACGUGGAUGCCCGCCCCCUCGGCUCCCCGCACAAGUUGGUCCUGGAUGAGCCCUCGCCGCAGGAUGGUUCCCCGGUCCUCUGGCGACGAUUCUCCAAGGCGUCUCACAUGAACCGGCUCCAAAAUGCGAAAAUCCACGUGGAGAGAGCUGUCAAGCAGAAGAAGAUCUUUACCAUCCAAGGCCGCUACCCGGUGAUCCGGUGUCUCUUGUGCCAGAGGGGCUGGGUGGAGAAGAAGAUGGUCCAUUGCUCAGGCUCCACCCUGCUGCCACUCCAGAAGGACCCGGAUAGUUCAGUGAUGGGUGACAGUGACACCACUGAGGAUGAGGAUGAAGAUGAGGAUGAGGAGCUCCAGCCACCACAGCUGUUCGACUUUGAUGAUUUACUGAAAUUUGAUGACCUAGAUGGAACACAUUCUCUGAUGUCUCGCAUGGUUCGGAAUGAGACCCCCUACUUCAUCUGGACCACUCGGCGGGACGUGCUUGACUAUCGCUUCCUCUCUAAGGAUCAGAUGAUAAACCACUACGCCCGGGCUGGCUCCUUUACCACAAAGGUGGGUCUAUGUCUCAAUCUCCGGAAUUUGCCAUGGUUUGAUGAGGCUGAUGCCGACUCCUUCUUCCCACGCUGCUACCGCCUGGGGGCUGAGGAUGACAAAAAAGCCUUCAUAGAAGAUUUCUGGCUGACAGCUGCCCGCAACGUUCUCAAGCUGGUGGUAAAGUCUGAGUGGAAGUCAUACCCUAUACAGGCAGAAGAGGAAGAAGCCACAGGCCCCUCCCUAUGCGCAGGAGACAAGCAACCUAAGAAACAGGAGAAAAACCAAGUGUUGGUGUCCCCAGAGUUUGUGGAUGAAGCUCUGUGUGUGUGUGAAGAGUAUCUUAGCAACCUGGCUCACAUGGACAUCGACAAGGACCUGGAGGCCCCGCUGUACCUCAGCCCCAAGGACUGGUCCCUCUUCCUCCAGCGCUACUACCAAGUGGUCCAUGAAGGGGCAGAACUCAGGCACCACGACACUCAGGUCCAGCACUGUGAGGACAUCCUGCAGCAGCUGCGGGCUGUGGUACCCCAGAUAAACAUGGAAGGGGAUCGCAACAUCUGGAUCGUGAAACCAGGAGCCAAGUCUCGCGGACGAGGCAUCAUGUGCAUGGACCACCUGGAGGAGAUGCUGAAGCUGGUGAACGGCAACCCCAUGAUGAUGAAGGACAGCAAAUGGGUGGUACAAAAGUAUAUUGAGCGGCCCCUGCUCAUCUUUGGCACCAAGUUUGACCUGAGACAGUGGUUCCUGGUAACUGACUGGAACCCACUUACUGUGUGGUUCUACCGUGACAGCUAUCUCCGCUUUUCCACGCAGCCAUUCUCCCUGAAGAAACUGGACAACUCAGUACACCUGUGCAACAACUCCAUCCAGAAGCACCUGGAGAACUCGUGCCAUCGGCAUCCACUGCUGCCUCCAGACAACAUGUGGUCCAGCCAGAGGUUCCAGGCUCACCUGCAGGAGAUGGGGGCCCCAAAUGCUUGGUCCACCAUCAUCGUGCCUGGCAUGAAGAAUGCCGUGAUCCAUGCACUUCAGACCUCCCAGGACACUGUGCAGUGUCGGAAGGCCAGCUUUGAGCUCUAUGGCGCUGACUUUGUGUUCGGGGAGGACUUCCAGCCCUGGCUGAUUGAAAUCAAUGCCAGCCCCACCAUGGCACCCUCCACGGCAGUCACCGCCCGGCUCUGUGCUGGCGUGCAAGCUGACACCCUGCGCGUCGUCAUUGACCGGCGGCUGGACCGCAACUGUGACACAGGAGCCUUUGAGCUCAUCUAUAAACAGCCUGCUGUGGAUGUGCCCCGAUACGUGGGCAUCCAGCUCCUGGUAGAGGGCUCCACCAUCAAGAAGCCCAUGGCGAUGUGUCAUCGGCGGAUGGGGAUCCGCCCAGCACUCCCCCUGCUGACCCAGCGAAGCUCUGGGGAAGGCAAGGACUCGGGGACCCCUACCCACAGGUCAGCUUCUAGGAAAGAUGCUGGGGCCAGGAGCCUGGAGCACAGUGAGAAGCCAGACUCCACUGCCACCACUUCAGACCCCGGAAAGGGGAAGAAAGCCCCUCACCACUUCCCCAGCCUCCACACCAAGGCCCAGCUGCCUUCUCCCCACGUACUCCGACACCAGGGCCAGGUCCUCAGACGACAGCACAGCAAACUGGUGGGCACUAAGGCCCUGUCGAUCACAGGCAAGGCCUUGAGGACUCUACCCACGGCCAAGGUCUUCAUUUCCUUCCCACCUAACCUUGAUCUCAAGGUGGCACCCAGCAUCCUGAAGCUAAGAAAGGCUCCUGCUCCCCUGUGCCUCCGAGGCCACCACCUGGAAGUGCGUUGUUGCCUCUGCCCUUUGAAGUUGGAACAAUUCCUACCACCCAUAAGAAAGUCAAGGCCAAAGGCAAGUUCAAGGCCAGACUGUGACAAACCCAGGGCUGAGGACGGCCCUGUGAAGAGGCUAAGCCCCCUGAAACCUCUGCCCCUCGUUGGUACAUUCCAGAGGCGAGGAGGCCUGGGGCAUAUGAAGCUAGGGAAGCCCCUGCUUCAAUUCCCCACUGCCCUUGUCCUGGAUCCAACACCAAAUAAAAAGAAACAAGUGGAGUAUUUGGGGCUUGGCUUCAUUGCUGUUGGAGGGUCAAGAGUUGGGGGGGCAAGGCCCUGUACCCCGGGGUGCACAACAAGAGCCGGAGGCCGUCAGCAGCUCCUCCGAGCUGCGAGGCCCAGAAUUCCCCACCUAGGGACAGAUAUGGGGCUUCCUAUUGAGGGACUCCUCCAGCAUCUCGGAUCCGGGGGUGGGGAGCAUGAGGUUUCACUUCACAGAUGAAGAAACUGAGUCUGAAAGAGGAGGCAUGGCUUGCCCAAGAUCACAUGGCAGUGAGUAGAGGGCAGGGACACACUGCCAGAACUGCCGACCACUGGGAGCCCCCCAACCCUGGAGAACAAGCCAGGCUGGCAAAAUGACACCUAGGGGGCAUAGGAAUGUUAAUGCCAUGAGACGGGAAAGAGUGGACCUUGCCUAAACCUCAGCCCUUCUGC